Molecule: messenger RNA, 2043 nt
Organism: Sorghum bicolor (sorghum)
Lineage: Eukaryota; Viridiplantae; Streptophyta; Magnoliopsida; Poales; Poaceae
Product: probable inorganic phosphate transporter 1-4
Exons: 2
Coding region: 166-1815 (549 amino acids)
Biological process (GO): transmembrane transport; phosphate ion transport
Cellular component (GO): membrane
Molecular function (GO): phosphate transmembrane transporter activity
Source: RefSeq, a predicted model, not a curated record
UAUAUGUCCCAACAAGUCCCAUAUGUGCUUAUAUAAGUAGCAGCAAGUCUGCAGGCUCUUGCAAUUCAAUUCACACUUGCAAGAACACGUACAUGCAGCAGGUGAUCGAAAAACGAGUGAUUUCCUAGCUAGCUAGCCAAGUUGAAUAGUUGGUCGUUGCGGAAAAUGGCACACGAUCACAAGGUGCUCGACGCUCUCGACGCCGCCAAGACACAGUGGUACCACUUCACGGCGGUGGUGAUCGCCGGCAUGGGCUUCUUCACCGACGCGUACGACCUCUUCUCCAUCUCCCUCGUCACCAAGCUCCUCGGCCGCGUCUACUACUUCAACCCCAACUCCAACACCCCCGGCUCCCUCCCGCCCAACGUCUCCGCCGCCGUGAACGGCGUCGCGUUCUGCGGCACGCUCGCCGGGCAGCUCUUCUUCGGCUGGCUCGGCGACAAGCUGGGCCGCAAGAAGGUGUACGGCAUGACGCUGAUGCUCAUGGUCGUCUCCUGCCUCGCGUCCGGCCUCUCGUUCGGGUCCACCCCCAAUGCCGUCAUGGCCACGCUCUGCUUCUUCCGCUUCUGGCUCGGCGUCGGCAUCGGCGGCGACUACCCGCUGUCCGCCACCAUCAUGUCCGAGUACGCCAACAAGCGGACGCGCGGCGCGUUCAUCGCCGCCGUCUUCGCCAUGCAGGGCUUCGGCAACCUCACCGGUGGCAUCGUCGCCAUCGUCGUCUCGGCGGCGUUCAAGUCCCGCUUCGACGCGCCGGCGUACAAGGACGACCCCGCCGCCUCCACGGUGCCGCAGGCCGACUACGCGUGGCGCAUCGUCCUCAUGUUCGGCGCCAUCCCGGCGCUGCUCACCUACUACUGGCGCAUGAAGAUGCCCGAGACGGCGCGGUACACCGCGCUGGUCGCCAAGAACGCCAAGCAGGCGACGUCGGACAUGGCGCGCGUGCUCAACGUCGACGAGCUCGCCGUGGAGCAGCAGAAGCCGAAGCCGGCGGAGGAGGAGGAGGAGGAAGCCCUCGAGCGCCGCCGCCGCCGCGAGGAGGAGUACGGGCUCUUCUCCCGGCAGUUCGCGAGGCGGCACGGUCUCCACCUGGUGGGCACGACGGUGUGCUGGUUCACGCUGGACAUCGCCUUCUACUCGCAGAACCUGUUCCAGAAGGACAUCUACGCCGCCGUCAACUGGCUGCCCAAGGCGGAGACCAUGAACGCCAUGGAGGAGAUGUUGAGGAUCUCCCGCGCGCAGACGCUGGUCGCGCUGUGCGGCACCAUCCCGGGCUACUGGUUCACCGUCUUCUUCGUCGACGUCGUCGGCCGCUUCGCCAUCCAGCUCGGCGGCUUCUUCUUCAUGACGGCGUUCAUGCUCGGCCUCGCCGUCCCGUACCACCACUGGACGACGCCGGGACACCACGUCGGCUUCGUCGUCAUGUACGCCUUCACUUUCUUCUUCGCCAACUUUGGUCCAAACUCCACCACCUUCGUCGUGCCGGCGGAGAUCUUCCCGGCGAGGCUGCGGUCCACUUGCCACGGCAUCUCUUCCGCUGCAGGGAAGUGUGGCGCCAUUGUCGGGUCAUUUGGGUUCCUGUACGCGGCGCAGAGCACGGAUCCUGCGAAGACGGACGCCGGCUACCCGCCGGGCAUCGGAGUGCGCAACUCGCUGUUCGUGCUCGCCGGAUGCAAUGUGAUCGGCUUCCUGUUCACGUUCCUGGUGCCGGAGUCCAAGGGGAAGUCGCUGGAGGAGCUCUCCGGCGAGAACGAGGACGAAGAGGCAGCACCUGCGCAGAGUAACCAGCAGACCGUCCCGACGGAUUUGAGUGAAUAAACAGACAAACACUACGACUCCUACUUCAACGUCUUCUUGUACCUCCGUACCGUAGAUUGAAUAAACUAAGCAGCAGCCUCCGUACCGCAGCCCCCAACGAACGGAAUGUGAUGCCGAGACGACCGGUACAGAGUGCACAAUGGUUUCCUUGUGGCUUCCGCUAAGAAACCACAUUCGCCCAUUUCGUUUACAUUACAAAGGAACCGAGACAUGGGGUAAAGGAAUCAA